Messenger RNA from Torulaspora globosa, 546 nucleotides. It is a transcript of the gene AIM41, whose product is annotated as Aim41p. Gene Ontology annotation, cellular component: mitochondrion. Lineage: Eukaryota; Fungi; Ascomycota; Saccharomycetes; Saccharomycetales; Saccharomycetaceae. Gene Ontology annotation, molecular function: carbon-nitrogen ligase activity, with glutamine as amido-N-donor. The transcript has a single exon. Bases 1 to 546 code for a protein of 181 amino acids. The record is from RefSeq and is a predicted model, not a curated record.
AUGUUCAGAUCUGUGAUCUGGUUAGUCCCUAGAUCGCGGCUCGCCGCCAGGUUUGCAAGCAAUGCGACCUACAAUGCCGCUUUGGCAUCAUUGAAGAAAGAUUUAAAGCAAGCAAUGAUUUCCAAAGACGAUGUAAAGAAGACUACCAUAAGAUCUCUCUUAUCUAGCAUCAAGAAUAAGGAAAUCGAUAGUAAGGGGGAAGAAUUGAAUGAAUUUUCGCUUUCAGAAAUUUACGCCAAACUAAUCAACCAAAGAACGGAUUCAAUCGACGAGUUUCUGAAAAAUGGAAGAGAAGAUUUAGUCGCGAAGGAAAGACAAGAACUAGCCAUCAUUAAGAGCUAUCUCCAUGAACUACCAGUUGCCUCGAAAGAGGAGGUUGAUACCAAAGUUGCAGAAUUGUUGAAGAGUUUCCGAGAGGCCACUCCCGAUUUGCAGUUAAAGCAAAUCUUCGGCAAAAUUGAUUGGGAAACAUUGCCAGCUGAAUGGAAAGCCUCUCCAAAAACCAUUAAAAGUAGCAUUGUUGGUCAAUUCAAGCAAAAUCAAUAA